UGGUCAGGCCAGCGUUGAAUGGUUCUAGUCACAGGUACAUCCGUUGUUGGGACAGCUUUAUGUAGGCCCUAACAGUUUGUGUGCACAGUUUGACACCGUUACAGUGCAAUUAAUGUAUUGUUUAGUGUUGUGUAGUGUAUUUGCUGGCAUGCAUCCCACUUUUCUUUUGCUAAAAUUGCCACUGGGUAUAUGAAAUGGGUAAAUACUUUAAUCCAUUCUUCGUUUCAUUAAUUUAUCCAUGGGUAAAGAGUAAUUUAAGCUUUUUUAAAUGAUUUAUAAAAACUGUUUUAAAAUCAGAAAAUGUAUUUCAUUGUUUAUUUGCAUACAAUAGGCACAUUUUUUUUAAAUACACCUUGACACCGAAAUUAAAUGUCUUCCUGCUAAUAUUUAGAUUUUUGGAAGGAGAGUAUUUGCCUAUAAAUAGUGAUUUCAUCCUCAUAUCUCUAUUACCAUCAUGAAUCACAAACUGAGGAAACUCUUGGCUAUUGUGGCGACCUAUCGACCAUUGAACCUGCAGCGACGGCGCUCCAUGUGGAUUCACCUCAUUCUGAUGACUAGCAGCCGGUAUGGAGAGUACCAUCAUCUGGUGCAGGAGCUGCGGUUCGACGAUGUGAUGUUCCAGGGCUAUUUCAGGCUUGAUAAAGCCCAGUUUUAUGACCUGCUGUCCAGGAUGGGACCUCGCAUUGCAAGGGAAGACACAACAUUUCGGCAAGCUGAACAUCUCGCCAUUUGUUUAAGAUACCUUGCAACUGGAGAUUCCUUCAAAACAACUGCCUACUGUUACCAUGUAGGGCGUGUGACCAGGGACAUUUGGGACUGUCUCGUGGGAGAAUUCAUGCCUGUCCCAACCAUGGACGACUGGAGGGCAAUCGCUGCUGGCUUUGAAGAACGGUGGAACUUUCCUCAUUGUCUGGAAUCAGUGGAUGGCAAGCAUGUGGACCUGCAAGCCACAGCAAACUCCGGCUCCCUGUUCUACAUCUACAAGGGGAUGUUCUCCAUUGUUCUUGGCGGUUGUGGAUGCCAAUUAUCUCUUUCGGUUAGUGGAUGUCGGCAGCUACGGGAGGACGAGCGACGGAGGCACUCUGGCUUUGGUCAGGUCCUCAGACAUGGCACCCUGGAUCUUCCUGAAGACCGCCUGAUUCCUGGAGCAGAGCACCAGGGACCCCAGUGUAAUGUACUGUUUUUUAAAAUUCUGGUUCUAUAUAUUUGAAUUACAAAUCAGCCUUUAACUAGUUAAAUAGUGUUUUAG
Molecule: messenger RNA, 1249 nt
Organism: Oncorhynchus tshawytscha (Chinook salmon)
Lineage: Eukaryota; Metazoa; Chordata; Actinopteri; Salmoniformes; Salmonidae
Exons: 2
Coding region: 455-1210 (251 amino acids)
Source: RefSeq, a predicted model, not a curated record